This is a messenger RNA of Panicum virgatum (switchgrass), 850 nucleotides long. Its product is annotated as pathogenesis-related protein 1-like. Gene Ontology annotation, cellular component: nucleus; cytoplasm. The transcript has 2 exons. Lineage: Eukaryota; Viridiplantae; Streptophyta; Magnoliopsida; Poales; Poaceae. The record is from RefSeq and is a predicted model, not a curated record. Gene Ontology annotation, molecular function: abscisic acid binding; protein phosphatase inhibitor activity; signaling receptor activity. The coding region runs from base 120 to 602 and encodes 160 amino acids. Gene Ontology annotation, biological process: defense response; abscisic acid-activated signaling pathway.
CGCCACUGCCCCCAGCAACGAACACAAGCAGCAGCUUCAAACCAGCAGCAGCUCUGCCACGCUCUCUGAGCUGAACAGCUAGCUGAUCGUUCUUGCUCGGCCGAUCGCCGCUUGCAGCAAUGGCCUCCGCCAACAGUUGGACCCUCGAGAUCGCGUCCCCGGUGGCGGCGGUCCGCCUGUUUCGCGCCGCCGUGCUGGACUGGCACACCCUGGCGCCCAAGGUCGCCGCCCACGUCGUCGCCAGCGCCCACCCCGUCGAGGGCGAGGGCGGCGUCGGCAACGUCAGGCAGUUCAACUUCACCUCUGCCAUGCCGUUCGGCUUCAUGAAGGAGAGGCUCGAGUUUCUGGACGCGGACAAGUGCGAGUGCAAGUCCACCCUCGUCGAGGGCGGCGGCAUCGGCGUGGCCAUCGAGACAGCGGCGUCGCACAUCAAGGUGGCGCCCGCGGCCGACGGCGGCAGCGUGGUGAAGGUGGACUCCACCUACAAGCUUCUGCCGGGUGUUGAGGUGAAGGACGAGAUCGCCAAGGCUAAGGAGUCAGUCACCGCCAUCUUCAAGGCCGCCGAGGCGUUCCUCGUCGCCAACCCGGACGCCUACAACUAAAUCGCACGGAAUGGGAUGUGAUUGCCCUUGCAAGUUCCAAUACAUAUGCAAUGCUUGGGGUUUCUUUCUCUUCUGUUUUUUAGGCAUACGAAAUAAAGCUGCUCUAUGCGGUGCGUGAGCAGUGUGUGUAAUGUGUGGACUUGAGACUUUGGAAGUGGUGUGUUCAAUGGAAUGUGUACCCACCAUGGGAACAAAAGGUUAAUCUACAAGGGUAUUAGAUUUUGGAAUCCUAUGCAAGUUUGGCUGAA